UUAUCAGCGCGUACAACAACUCCUUCCGCGGGAUGAGAUACAACGCGUCCACUUUUGUGCAGGUAUUUUUGAUUUCUUAUUUAAUUCUUUUCUUCAAUAUUAUAACGGUUUCAAGACAUGAUAACCAUUAAUAAAACAUUGUAGGACUUUUCGCACGGUAUCGACGAGACGCUUUAUUUGCCAGCCGUCUCUUUUAUACGGACGAAGCUACGUUUACGCCUAAUGGCGUUUUUAAUUCACGCAAUAUGGUAAGGUGGUCCGACGAAAAUCCGCGUGCCGUUCGUCAAAUCUCCUUUCAAUAUCGCUGGGCGAUUAAUGUAUGGGCAGGUGUAAUUGGCGAUAGAUUGGUAAAUAUUCUUACGAAAUAACAAUUUUUCUUUUGCUAUACUUAUACAUAUACUCGACGCGUAUAUUAAUAACUGUUACAAAUAAUUACCGCUCUUAUAAAUUACUACUAAUUUUUAGAUUGGCCCAUUCUUUCUGCCACCACGGCUUAAUGGAGAAGUAUACGGACAUUUUUUAAUUAAUGAGUUGCCGCCUCUUUUAGAGGAUAUUCCUCUACAUGUUCGGAAUAAUAUGAUUUUCCAACAUGAUGGAGCUCCGGCACACUUCUCCCGUCGUGUGCGUGAUAUCUUAGACGCACGUUUUCCAGAUAGAUGGAUGGGUCGAGGUGGCCCAAUCGCCUGGCCACCACGAUCGCCGGAUUUAAACGUGCUCGACUACUUCGUAUGGGGCCACAUUAAAACGAAGGUCGAGCACAUGCGUGAACGUGGCGAAGCUGAGGUGCGCGAAGCGAUAUCAGCGGUCUUUCAAACAAUAACGCCAGACAUGAUACGCCGUGCAACACAGCAGAUUGUUCGAAGAGCCGAACUGUGUUUAGAAACACAAGGCAAACAUUUCGAGCAAUUAUUGCAUUAAAAUAAUGAGAGUGGAUUAGGCCUACUGGGGAAACCACUUAAAAAAAAACGCGCCAAGCUAUCUACCUCGGUGGUGGUGCGGAAACGAUAGCGUUUCGUGAAUUUGCUAAGUUCGUCCAACUUUUAUUGAGAACUUUUUUUACUCUGCAAUACUAAAAAUAAGGCAGAAUAUUGUUGCAACUUUCAUAUUAAAAGAAAACAAAGAUAACAAAAUGUAUUUCGCGAAUUUAACAGAAUAUCUUUCCCUCUAAAAUAUUUACAGAAACACAAUAAACAUCAUUUUUAACAACUGUUCCAAUCAAUACUAUUUGAGUUUUAUUAUGUGUCAUAAAAAAUUUUUUUAACGAGAUUACUAUUUCUUUAACACUUUUAACAUUAAACACGAUAUGACAUUCAGAGAGAAAGUAUCGUGCUGAUUAUUUAUCGCAGUCUAAUGAUAAUUUUCGCUAAUUUUGAUCUUCGAGUGUGUUUAAUAAUAAAAAUAUAAAGAAAUAAUUAUUGUUGAAAUUUUAUUUAAAUUACACAAAAUGGAAGUAGAAUAGUACAAACUGGAAAUGUUGUUAAAAGUGAUAAUAUUUAUUGUAUUUGUGUACGUAGUACUUGAGAGGGAAAGUGAGAGGGAGAGAGAGAGAGAAAGGUGUUUACUAAAAUGCGUGAAAUACUUAUCCAUAAUAUGUAACAUUCUUUGUAAUAACACAUAGAAAAAUUCCCCCCUGUUGAUGUGACGAUUUCACAAUAGUGUUGCGCUUCUUGCGUCGCGCUCUCGCAUUCGUCAGCUCUACAAACUCUGUACACAAUUGCGCACUCCCGUGCGCACGAAAUAGGAUAGCACGUUUUCUUAAAAAAAA
Molecule: messenger RNA, 1765 nt
Organism: Monomorium pharaonis (pharaoh ant)
Lineage: Eukaryota; Metazoa; Arthropoda; Insecta; Hymenoptera; Formicidae
Exons: 1
Coding region: 577-918 (113 amino acids)
Molecular function (GO): nucleic acid binding
Source: RefSeq, a predicted model, not a curated record